Molecule: messenger RNA, 642 nt
Organism: Symbiodinium natans
Lineage: Eukaryota; Dinophyceae; Suessiales; Symbiodiniaceae
Source: the annotation of a GenBank genome assembly
AUGGGUGCGAUCGGCUGCCGCUGCAACGACGGCGAUGCCGAUGCGACGACGGAGGCCACUGCAGAGGACGACGUGGUUCAGAUGGCAAAGGCACCGAAGAUGGUGCAGAAGGACAAGCAGAAGCUGGAGGACGCUCGUAAGAAACUGGUCUCAUGUGCCAAGGCUUUGCGGGCUCGGGUGGCCAAAGACCAGCUCGAGGUCUGGAAAAGGGCAGAAAGCGAGUUCGGUGUCCAAAAGAUGAUCUGGCAGAGCCUGAGCCUGCAGAGGGGUGCCAAGCACCAGGGCACUGCGGCAAUGAUCGAGUCCAAGCUGGAGUUUGCGGUGCAAACUCACACGAAAGACCUAGCGGCAGCUGUGGAGGCCCUGGACCUAUGCUUGCAGCGGAACCAGGGCUUGGACUUGCUGGGCUUGGCCACGAUCGAGUCCAUCGAGGCCAUCAAGAACUUCGCUCUCCACGCUGACUCACGCCAGGAGCUGGCCAAGAUGCUAGACAAGGCGGCAGCAGAGCUGAGCUCCGGCGUCGUGUCCCGGCGCGGCGCGGACUUGAUCAACCUGCUGGCCGACUGCGGAAUUCAGGAGCCCAAGUUGGAGGCGGCAAUCAAGGCGGCCUGGGUCGCUGCCUACGACGACGGCCCAGAGUGA